Rhododendron vialii is the source of this 904-nucleotide messenger RNA. Its product is annotated as probable CDP-diacylglycerol--inositol 3-phosphatidyltransferase 2. Lineage: Eukaryota; Viridiplantae; Streptophyta; Magnoliopsida; Ericales; Ericaceae. Gene Ontology annotation, molecular function: CDP-diacylglycerol-inositol 3-phosphatidyltransferase activity. Gene Ontology annotation, cellular component: Golgi apparatus; membrane. Gene Ontology annotation, biological process: phosphatidylinositol biosynthetic process. The coding region runs from base 187 to 864 and encodes 225 amino acids. The record is from RefSeq and is a predicted model, not a curated record. The transcript has 11 exons.
UAUUUUCUCAUAAUAUACCAAUUUUACUGGGUUAAUACUGCGAAUAGGGGAAAACCGUGUAGAAAAAAGGGACCAGCGAUUCAAGAAGUGCAUCUGCCCGUCAGCGAGGCUUCUGGUUUCCGGCCCCAUCUCUCUCCGCAUCAAUAUACGUACAUUUGUGAAUUUGGUUGAGAGAGAUUUGUUCAAAUGGCCAAGGAGUCAAGACCCAGGAAAUUAUCCGUAUACCUCUACAUUCCGAACAUCAUUGGAUACAUAAGAGUUCUUAUGAACUGCUUUGCCUUUUACAUUUGCUCUUCAAACAAAAAGCUUUUCUCAGUUCUGUACUUCAUAAGCUUUGUCUGUGAUGCCUUGGAUGGUUGGUUUGCUCGCAAGUUUAAUCAAGUUUCGACCUUUGGAGCCGUUUUGGACAUGGUGACAGAUAGGAUUAGCACUGCUUGUCUACUGGUAAUUCUCUCCCAAGUAUAUAGGCCUGGCUUAGUUUUCUUGUCAUUACUGGCUUUGGAUAUUGCCAGCCAUUGGUUCCAAAUGUAUAGUACAUUCUUGGCAGGCAAAGCUAGCCAUAAAGAUGUAAAAGACAGCACUAAUUGGCUAUUCAAGGCAUAUUAUGGAAAUCGAAUGUUUAUGGGUUACUGUUGUGUUGCAUGUGAGCUGCUUUACAUAACUCUAUUUCUUCUGGCAAAGAACCAGAAUGAGAAUCUGACCAAGAUUGUAAUGGAGGCUGCCAAACAGAACUCAGCUCUUGCAGUUCUACUAGUGUUACUUUUGGUUGGAUGGGCAAUCAAGCAGGCAGUAAAUUUUAUACAGAUGAAGACAGCGGCAGAUCUUUGCGUGGAUUACGACAUCAACAAAAAGCAUAACGCAUAAAACUUGAACUGAGAAAUGUCCCCACAGCAAGCUUGCUUCA